Messenger RNA from Drosophila elegans, 472 nucleotides. RefSeq lists its product as uncharacterized. Lineage: Eukaryota; Metazoa; Arthropoda; Insecta; Diptera; Drosophilidae. The transcript has a single exon. The record is from RefSeq and is a predicted model, not a curated record. The coding region runs from base 31 to 342 and encodes 103 amino acids.
ACGAAGGCAAAACUACAAAACAGAAAAAAAAUGCGUUCCUUCACUCUGAUUGCCCUUUUCGCUAUUAUUGCUGUGGCUACCGCUCAAGGACCUCAAGAUGGACCUAAAGCUGGCCAGGAUGGACCUCAGAACGGUGAGCAGGGCGGUCAGCAAGGAUCCCAGCAAAGUGGUUCCCAGGAAGGACAACUGGGUGGUCCUCAAAAUGGCCAGCAGGGUGAACCAUGGCACUUGUCUGCGAAUGAAUCAGUCAUCUCCAACAUCACCACAUCCAUAACCCCCGAGGCCAGCACCACAGAGGCCAGCACCACUGAGGCCAGCACCACUGAGGUUUCCUCAUCUUAGGACGUAGCUGGAUUCUAUUCCUUAAACUAUUUUAGUUUUGCAUUUUUUCCUUAUCCUUGAUAUUAUUACAAAUUAUAAAAACAAUGGAUAAUGUUUUGUUGUGUCUACUGGUAUAAAUAAAAAAAUCUUU